AUGAAAGCAGAGUGGGCUUGUAAUUGCCCUGAGGCAGUGAAUAAGCGUCAGUGUGACGGCGACGACGCAGUUGUUCUCCUGGCUGAGAGUGGAGAGGAGCAGUGGGAGCUGAUCGGUAGUCGAACAUAUAAAUGGCAUGGUCCGGAAGCGCUGAGGUGUAAGCACUGGGACAAAGUGGCUGUCCGAUGGCAUCUCUCCACAUGCGGCCUUCGCCAUGGCCGACGUCACUGCAAUGGCGGCACGAAUGCCGAAUUGGCUCAAGAUCCACAAAGUUACAAAGAGUUACCUCGAUGGCGAAAUGCCUUCACUUAUGCUCAAUUGCCUGAUUCUGAACAUAAAGACGAACAUCUUCGCUUAGCCCUUGAUGGAUACGAUAAGAAGCUUCUAGAUGUGAAGUUGAUAGCACCAUUGAAGAUCGAUGUAGAUUGGAAGUGGACGAUAGGAGAAGACGGAUGCAAUAACUUCAGUGUCAGGAUGUCUGCAAUGAGCACAAUCGACGAUCAUCGUCUCGCUGACUUAUCCCAGUUCUGUUUAACUUUCGAUUCAGAUGGCUUUGUGUCCUGUAAUAAUUUGUAAUGACAAAUCACCCUGCUGAGCGAGUAGAUUUUCUUUGUCUAGUCCUAGUUGAUCGUCUUCUCGAUGAUCUUGGUUUGUACGUAUAUUCGAUGCUUUAGACGACACCGUCAUGACCCUUCUCACCCAUUGACGAAACUCAUUCGGGUGCCAUUUUUGUUCACUUUACUCACACAUAUUCUCACCCAUUCAUAUUGCCUACUGCUUAUCAUCGGGGUUCAUCGACGCCUUUUCGAGCUCCGCCUAUUCAAGAGAAUUUCGCUUAACUCUGCAAUUUUGAUUAAUUUUUUUCUUCUCCACAAAAAUGCUGCAUGUCAGCGAACUCUUGACUAUGCUGCUCCUUCAUUUCUUGCACUUUGCCUCAUUCAAACGUUUCAAGCAACGAAUCGUUCCUCUGCAUUUAUUAAACUUCUCCUGCC
Messenger RNA from Cylicocyclus nassatus, 992 nucleotides. The record is from the annotation of a GenBank genome assembly. NCBI's taxonomy places the organism in Eukaryota, Metazoa, Nematoda, Chromadorea, Rhabditida, Strongylidae.